UACCCACAGGCUAUAACAGGCGAAGAAGAAGCAGUUCUAGCAACGUAGACAGUGUUAGUUGUUGGCGCAUCGCGUAGACUGGUUUUCUGUUAAUAACGGACAAAUUAACAGGGACGCUGGAAUUUUCUGACACCCACUCGGACAUGUCCUAUGUCUUCAACGAUUCGUCACAGACCAAUGUGCCUUUGCUGCAGGCCUGCAUAGAUGGCGACCUUCCCUUCGCCAAGAGGCUCCUGGAGACAGGAUGUGACCCCAACAUCCGUGAUAACCGUGGCCGCGCUGGGUUGCACCUGGCUGCCGCCAGAGGCAAUGUGGACAUCUGCCGUCUUUUGCACAAAUUUGGUGCAGAUCUUUUGGCGACAGAUUACCAAGGCAACACAGCACUGCACCUGUGUGGACACGUGGACACAAUACAGUUCCUGGUGUCCAACGGACUGAAAAUUGAUAUCUGCAACCACAACGGCUCCACUCCUCUGGUGCUGGCAAAGAGACGCGGUGUCAACAAGGACGCCAUUCGUUUGCUGGAGGGGCUGGAGGAGCAGGAAGUGAAAGGUUUCAACAGAGGAACACACUCCAAACUGGAGACCAUGCAGAUGGCUGACAGUGAAAGCGCCAUGGAAAGCCACUCUUUGCUGAACCCAAACCUGCAGAGCAGCGAGGGCGUGCUGUCCAGCUUCAGGACCACUUGGCAGGAGUUUGUGGAGGAUUUGGGCUUCUGGAGGGUGCUGCUGCUGCUGGUGGUCAUCGCGCUCCUGUCGCUCGGCAUCGCCUACUACGUCAGCGGGGUUCUGCCAUUUUCCACCAGCCAGCUGGAGCUGGUGCACUGAGGGGCGUGGUUUGCAGCCAAGCAUUCUUUUGAUUGGCUAAAACAGUAAUCCAUCUGUUUUCACUUCCAUUUAAAGAAGGAAAAAAAAAUAACACAAUAACGUCAAACCUUUCAAGCUGCUGUUAAAGACAAUGCAUGCUUGUUUUGUUUCAUACUCCUGUACAUUAUGUGAUUUUGUUGUUGUUUUUAUUUCUCUCCUGUUACAAAUUUUAUUUUGCCCAUAUUUUAUGUGUGCAUUUACUUUUUUAUUAUCGAUCACUAUUUAGCGCCAUUUCCCUUCAUACUGUUUCUUUCUGAAACUAACUUUGCAUUUUUCUUAGUCUGUUUUAGUUCAAGCUAAAACACUUUUUGCUAACCCGCUAACUGAAUGUUGAUGUUCCUGUUAUUGCCUGCUGCACACAGUUUAGAGAAGUAGCUUGUAGCUGAAAAGUACAAACACAUUCAGCUUCUUUCAGAUCUACCAUGUUGUGAAGAUGAUGCUUAUAAAGUGCAAGCAGAUUGUUGAUUAUGUAUUUUUACAGUGGUCGACCAGUUUGGAUUUUUCAAUAGCCAACCAAGUAGAUGUUGACUCAUAAAUAGUUGAGAGGGGAGGGGGGGAUCCCGCAUUGGCGUGUUUCCCACUGUUUCAUAACACCCACUUCCACUGUUUUGAGGCACCUUUCUAUAUGUAAACUGACAUGUGGAUGAGUCCAAGUAUCGUUCCACAGAAACUGCAAUAACAAGCUCACUUAUCAUAUGUGAUAUAACUGCAGAUGGGUUUUUGUUGUUGUUUUUGCCUCAUGAACGUAUUCAUCUGCCUUGGCAUUUCAUAAUCUGUCUGACUAAUCAGUCUACCACUACUUUUGUAUAUUCAUUUUAUUUUACUUGUAGAUACAUUUGUUGCAGCUUCUCUUGUCCUUUGUGUACAGUAAUUAGUUUGGCCUUCAUAAUUUAAUAUUCAAAGUUAUUAAAGUCGUGGAGUUUAAUUC
Molecule: messenger RNA, 1794 nt
Organism: Thalassophryne amazonica
Lineage: Eukaryota; Metazoa; Chordata; Actinopteri; Batrachoidiformes; Batrachoididae
Product: ankyrin repeat domain-containing protein 46
Exons: 4
Coding region: 144-827 (227 amino acids)
Molecular function (GO): protein binding
Source: RefSeq, a predicted model, not a curated record